AUGAGAAGAAUUAGAGUUAUGGGUUGUACUAGUAAAACAGCUGUUUAUAAUACACUUAAAUGUGUUCAUCAAACUGGUUCUUCCACACCAAAAAAACAAACUGGCUGCCCACCACUCCUUAAUACACCAUCUCAACAAGAGCUUAAAGCUUUUGUUUAA
Molecule: messenger RNA, 159 nt
Organism: Funneliformis geosporum
Lineage: Eukaryota; Fungi; Glomeromycota; Glomeromycetes; Glomerales; Glomeraceae
Source: the annotation of a GenBank genome assembly